AUGCUAGAUUGCUGCGUUGAAGCUUUACGUUGGGUGCGGGAUCAUAUUAGUGAUUUCGGUGGCGAUCCAAAUUCAGUGACAUUGCUUGGCUACAGUGCGGGCAGCUUUAGUAUUGGUCUGCACAUGAUGUCGCCUAUGUCUAAAGGAUUAUUCCAUCGCGGCAUAAUGAUGAGUGAUUCACCGUUGGCGCAAUUUGGAUACGAAAACAAACAGAAGAGACUGAGCGAUCGACAGGCAGAUUUGUUAAACUGUCCCCAAGAGCCAGAAACCGAGUUGGUGAAGUGUCUGAAGAAGAAAUCAAUGUUGGACUUUGUGAACACAGAAGCUCAAAUGUUUGAUUUAAACUGGAAUCCUAUUAUAAAUUGGAUGCCCGUGAUUGAGGACGAUUUUGGACAAGAGCGUUUCUUGGUGGAGGACCCAUACGAGACCAUCCAAAGUGAAAAUCUUUACACAGUACCACUUAUAAUCGGUAUAACGGAGUAUGAGUUUAUCGGUGGUGCAUACAACCUCCUGAAUAAUGAGACCGCAAGGAACUGGUUGAACGAGGAUUUCGAAAAAUAUGCACCAAUUACACUUAUGUAUGAACGUAACACCGCGCGUUCGAAAAAUAUAACCCACACGUUCCACUCAAAAUAUCUAGGAAAUUCUACCUUGGCGCUGCCUGAAUCUUUAGACCCAUUUGGAAAACUGUAUUCUGAUGGUAUCACUAUCUUUGCGUAUAAUCGUUUCCUGGACGUAGUGUCACGGCUUACGCCCGUCUAUACGUACCUCUUCACCUACAAAGGGCGUUACAGCCAUUUCCUGUAUAAUGGUGAAGUUUACGGUGCCGUACAUCACGACGAAUUGCUCUAUUUGUUACGGGUACCUGGUAUGACGCCUCUUUUCACGCAAACCGAUCCCGAAAAUGUGGUUAUUGAAAAUUUAACGCGUAUGUGGACGGAAUUCGCUAAAAAGGGGUAAGGC
Molecule: messenger RNA, 963 nt
Organism: Rhagoletis pomonella (apple maggot)
Lineage: Eukaryota; Metazoa; Arthropoda; Insecta; Diptera; Tephritidae
Product: esterase FE4-like
Exons: 5
Coding region: 1-960 (319 amino acids)
Source: RefSeq, a predicted model, not a curated record